Molecule: messenger RNA, 1635 nt
Organism: Microthlaspi erraticum
Lineage: Eukaryota; Viridiplantae; Streptophyta; Magnoliopsida; Brassicales; Brassicaceae
Source: the annotation of a GenBank genome assembly
AUGGCGAGACGCAUCUCAUGGGAAGAUAAGGGAAAGGCGAGAGUCGCAGAACACGCACCACCUCGACUGAGGGUCAAAGCUCCACAUCUUGACACCACCAGCCUCGUCAACAAGCACAAGCUUACUCUGAUUGGCAGGCUCACGAACCCGCAUGAACAAAGGCUGAGCAACAUGAUACCUUAUCUCAUCCGGAAAUGGACCCUGAAGGGGAACGUAACAGGGUCAGAUCUUGGAAGAGACUGUUUCCAGUUCAUGUUCGAACUAGCGGAAGACAUGGAGAAGGUCCUGUCAAACCGACCCUACCACUACGAACGAUGGAUGCUGAUAAUACAAAGAUGGGAACCAAUAAUCUCACCAACAUUCCCAGCUUUCAUCCCCUUCUGGAUCGAACUUAAAGGGAUCCCGCUACACUACUGGCAGAAAUAUCUACUCUACAGUAUUGGAGAAGAGCUGGGAGGUAUGAUAAAACACGAGAUAACCUCUACAACGGCGAAGAUAAAGGUGCACAUUAAUGGGCUCCAACCACUGGUGAAGGAGACAGUCAUAGAGUACGAGAGCGGUGAGGAGUCCAUAGUAACCCUAGAGUACGAAAAUAUGGAGAACCACUGUCGCAUCUGCCACAGACUCACACAUGACACCUACAACUGCCAAGAGGAAAGAGAGACGGUCAAAGAACCAGAUCCACGAGGGAGAUACGCGGAAAAGAGAUACGAAGAAAGAAACGAAAGAGAGAGAGAGUUCCACCAGAGACAUGACCGAUGCGGUAAACCGUUUGGAGACAGAGCCCAGCCACUCAGGACUAGGGAGACUGGAGACCUAAGGCAAACACUGAGAAACAGAGAAGAGGAACGCAGGAGGCAGCGGACCCCGACACAGAUCUGGAGGGAGACGGGUAGAAGAAGGGAGAGAUCACCACCGGCAAGAGAAGACUCUGGGACGCCAACAAACAUUCAUCCAACGCUGGAAAGAGCUCUUGACUUCACGGGGAUUCCGGUACCGCCACGGGUACCCACAGAAGAGGAGGUCAUGGCAGAUCUCCAGGAUGUAACCAUUCGCUACGUAAACUGUGGCGACCCGGUGGAAAGUGAGGCACGCAGACAAAGAGUCUUACAAGGAGAAAUGGAAGGGCUUAUGGCGAACACGGCGGCGAGAAUCGUAGCAGCAGCAACCACAACGGCUCAGGCUCAAACUCCCCAGACGGGACCCCAACAAAUGCCGCUCCAACUCCUAGACAACGAGACAGCGUUUGAAGGAGAAAGUCCAACACCGGUACCUGCCGCAAAGAGAAGAGGAAGACCACCGCUUGUAAAGAAAAAACUUGGGAAAAGCCCGAUGUGCUUCAAAGGGACAAGCUUAAUGAAGAGGAAGAUAUGCCAAGUUCAGAACUCACCACGCCAGAGGACGGCUCAGAAUAUCCAGACUACCAAUACGCGAGCGUCCACAAGUAGAGUCACUACCCCACGGCAACAAGCAAUAGCAGGCGCAAUACCGGAUGGGAACAAUACACAAGGGCAACGACACUCUGGCAAUUCUACCACUGCGGCAGACGCAAGACCAAGUGGAAGACUGCCGGUGACACCAGCAAACAAUGGGAGAGUGGUGGAUUUUCAGAAUCCAUCGCAUCCUCUUCCUUAA